This is a messenger RNA of Alternaria postmessia, 885 nucleotides long. RefSeq lists its product as uncharacterized. The transcript has 2 exons. The record is from RefSeq and is a predicted model, not a curated record. Gene Ontology annotation, biological process: protein homooligomerization. Bases 1 to 885 code for a protein of 294 amino acids. NCBI's taxonomy places the organism in Eukaryota, Fungi, Ascomycota, Dothideomycetes, Pleosporales, Pleosporaceae. Gene Ontology annotation, molecular function: protein binding.
AUGGAACACGCCCAGCAUCUCGUAACGAGCUACGCUCAAGCAAACAAGGACCUCGCCUUUUCGAUCAAGUCAAGGCUAUCCUAUAGCUCUGCUAAUGGCUCUGUGAAGCUGUUGUGCAAUGGUAGCAUUCUUGUCACAAGUGCAUCGACAGAACUAGAGGGCAAUGCCCUCCAAGAAGAAAGGCAGCUUGUGAUCUUGUGCAUGUCGUGUUGCACACAAGUUGAUACCCCGCCUUCUACAAAUUCUCUAUCAACAGACAAGCUACAUCCACUUCUUCUUGUCAUGGCGGACAAUCACAUCAUCCUCGAUGUCUCCGGUCGCAAAUUUCGCACUUCAAAAUCCGUUCUUUCAGUCUCGCCUUACUUUGAAAGUCUACUCACACGAUGGGAAGACUGUGCAGACUUGCAGGCCGACGGCUCCUGUUACGUCGACGCGGAUGCCGAUACCUUCGAGCAUAUCCUAAACUUCAUGCGCCGACCCUCGAGAUUUCCUCUCUACUGGAAUAAGAAAGACGGCUUUGACUAUGCGCUCUACUGUCGGGUAGAAGCAGAAGCGGAUUAUUUCAUGUUGGAGGGACUGCGGGAUUGGAUCAGACAAGCCAAGUACCUUCAGGCAGUAUCAACAACUCUACACAAAUACAGCGCAACAGAUGACCAAAGAUUUGACGGCGAUGUCAUUGUCGAGAAAUACGUCGUCAGGAAGGCUGCUGUUGUUCUUUGUCCUGCAGGGAUCCAUGGAAACCGCAGGAAUUGCCCAUUGAAAGAGAUGUGCUCAAAACUAAUAGAGGCCAACGGAUUGCAGAUGAGUGGUCCAGAGGAUGAGCUUAUUGUGGCUGUUACAAGUUUUCAUUUCAACAACGCGAUCCUGGUUAACAAUACUCCCUAA